GGGCCCACCGAGCUCUGGACGGACAAGGCCAAACGGCAACAUCGCUCUUCCUCCGAGGUGCACUCGUCCAGGCCGAUAGUCCAUUAUAGCAACAGCGCGCCCGUACGCUCCCUCUCGCCACACGACCGCCGUCGACCGUCCUUCGGAGCUACUCCUCAGAUGGCAGUGCAUCUUUCGGCGUCACCCUCGAGCGACUCAAUGCAACCGGUCGCUACGUCUGAACGCGCUAACGCCUCGGAGGAUGCAGAGGCAUCGCCGGUGGCGCAGGAAUCGUCAAUGCUCGACGUGACGGUCCCGCAGCUCUUACAGCAGGGUGUGCCUAUGCUGAAGGUGUCAGCGAAGAAGCAGAAGCGAUAUGUAUUCAAGCUAGACCCCGACCAGGGUCAGAUAGUCUGGCAGUCGAAGAAGCUGCGUAUCAGUAAAUCUUUCUGCUCAUAUCCAUUACCGUCUUGUUCACGAGUAUGUCCGCUAGUCCCCAUCGAGAACAUCAAGGAGCUGCGUGAAGGGGCCGACGCGCGCUACUACCGCGAGCAGUUCCAGAUCGCGCCGUCGUUCGAGGACCGGUGGCUCACCAUUGUCUACGUGCUCGACGGGCGCUACAAGACGUUGCACCUCCUCGCGGCGACGCGCGACGUCUUCCAGAUGUGGGACCUCACGCUGCGUCGGCUGUAUGCGAUCCGGCAGAAGCUCAUGAGUGGCCUGGGACAUACGGAGGUCCGCCAGGCGGUCUGGGAGAAGCAGUUCUGGAAGGGCGACUCGGGGAUGGACCAGAGGCUGGAGUUUGAGGAGGUCGAGCGGAUGUGUAGGAGGCUGAACAUCAACCCGAGUCAGGAUGACUUGUUGCGGAGGUUCAAGGAAGCAGACCGUCAAGGCCGGGGUUACCUCGACUUCGUGGACUUUCAACGCUUUGUGAAGGCUCUCAAAGCGCGGCCGGAGAUCGACCACCUCUAUGAGCGAAUCGCAGGCGGAACCGGCGGAACCGUGACUUACGAGGCCUUUGAGAGGUUCAUGCGUACAUGCCAGAAGUCAUCACUGAGUGCCACCGAGCUUACGCGCAUCUACCUGCGGUACGCUUCGUCGCCAGACGAGCGCGGCACUUCCCCUCCAUCCUCGCCCUUUCAGAACUCAUUGGAACUUGCUGUCCAGUCUGCCUCGGCGAUCAAACAAGCCGAGCCCUCUGGCACGCACACGAACCGUACAGGCAGCUCACCACGCCCUCCGUCCUCCGUCGGCACGUCCUCAUCCGGGACGUCGGCAUCCAACUUCACUCAUGGCCUCACUGUCGAGACCGCCGUGAUGUCCCUCAAGGGCUUCACGACAUUCCUUCUGUCGACAGACAACUCUGCAUUUGCAGACCAGCACGGGAAGAUCUACCAUGACAUGACGCGCCCUCUUUCAGACUAUUACCUCUCUUCUUCGCAUAAUACGUACCUCGUCGGCCAUCAACUUGUGGGUGAGAGUACGAUCGAAGGGUACAUCCGAGCGUUGCUGCACAGCUGCAGGAGUGUCGAGCUCGACAUCUAUGACGGCGAAAUCGAGCCUGUCGUGUAUCACAAGCACACACUGGUCACGAAGGUGUCCUUGCGCGAUGCGUGCGCGGCGAUCUACAAGUACGCGUUCGUCGCGUCGCCCUACCCGGUCAUCAUCUCGGCGGAGGUGCACUGCUCGCUCCCCCAACAGGAACUUAUCGCGAGCGUCAUGCAGGAGGAGUUCGGCGACGCAUUGGUGAGUGCGCCUGUGGACGGGAGACCGACACUGGAGUAUCUCCCGAGCCCGGAAGACUUGAAGGGGUGUAUCCUGCUGAAGGCUAAGAACCUCUUCGUGACGGAUAAGGAUGGCAUGCAGGAGAAGGAAAUCGUGGUAGACUCGGAGUCAUCCUCGACAGAGACAUCAUCCGCCUCAGAAUUGGAGGAGCUGAAGGAAUGGCGGACCACGCACAUGAAGGAGCUGAGGUCCGAGUUCAAGUCCGAGUUCAAGAAGGCUCGUGCAGUCCUCGGAGGCUCACCCCGCGCAGACGCGCGUCCGCUUCCUUCUCCUUACCAGCCUCCGCAGAGGGUCAAGAUGUCGUUGUCUCUCGUCGCACUUCUCGUGUACACCGUCGGCGUCAAGUGUCGCGGGUUCAACAAGAAGGAAGUGUACGCGCCGGAACACCUGUUCUCGCUCUCAGAGGGCACCACAAACCGGAUCAUGAAGCAGGGCAUGCUGGAUCUGAUCAAGCACAAUCGGACGCACCUUGUGAGGAUCUACCCCAAGGGUACGCGCAUCGGCUCGACGAACUUUGAGCCCCAUCGGUUCUGGUCGGCGGGGUGCCAGUUGGUGGCAAUCAAUUGGCAGACGUUCGACCUAGGCUACAUGAUCAACCGCGCGAUGUUCCAGCGCAACGGGCGCGCGGGCUACGUCCUCAAGCCGCUCGCCCUCCGCUCGAACGACAAGCAGCUCCUCAGCAAGCGUACGAGCCACCGUCUCGAGGUGACCAUUAUAUCCGCGCAGCAGCUCCCGCGGCCCAAGGACUCGUCAGGGCGGGACGUGAUCGACCGGUCCACCGUCGAUCCCUUCAUCGAGGUGUCCCUGCACAUCCCAGACUGGACGGAGGUCCCGCACCACGUCUCCCCGCCGUCGCUCCCACGCUCCCGGCGCACCUCGCAGACCGCGCCGGACGCGCCGCCCGCGAUCGCAAAGGACCCGCUCGCGGCGGUGAUGCCCGCGCGCACGGUCACGCAGCGCACGGCGGCGGUGAAGAACAACGGGUUCAAUCCCGUGUGGGAGCAGCAGCUAAGCGUCCCGUUCGACGUUGUGGGCGAGAUGCGCGAGCUCGUCUUCGUGCGCUUCGCGGUGAAGCAGGACGGCUCGGCGGAUGAGGAGCCGCUCGCAGUGUAUUGCGCCAGUCUGGGGAGUUUGAAUAUGGGAUAUCGACACCUUCCGCUUCAUGAUGCUCAACUCUCGCAGUAUCUCUUCUCUACGUUGUUCGUCAAGCUGGAUAUCUUCGACGUCUAGAUCAACUGUUCUUCUCCGUCGCCUCAUUCACAUGCAUCUGCUCUGAUCCUGCAACGAAUCAACAUACAGGAAAACAACGCACUGUACAACAUCCAAACAACAUCCUACCGACUUCGUUCAUAUAUAAGUGACUAUCUGCCAUUUUGAUACAACAUCGUACCUCACUGAUGUGCUUCUGCUACCGCAUCGCAUCUCCCCGAUCAUUCACGAGUCACAUAGCUUGUACUAUACCAGCAACCCGCUAUCAACCCCCAUCGCGAUUUCACAACAGCCAU
Rhodofomes roseus is the source of this 3269-nucleotide messenger RNA. RefSeq names its product PLC-like phosphodiesterase. Bases 160 to 2994 code for a protein of 944 amino acids. Lineage: Eukaryota; Fungi; Basidiomycota; Agaricomycetes; Polyporales; Fomitopsidaceae. Gene Ontology annotation, molecular function: phosphatidylinositol-4,5-bisphosphate phospholipase C activity; calcium ion binding. The record is from RefSeq and is a predicted model, not a curated record. Gene Ontology annotation, biological process: lipid metabolic process; phosphatidylinositol-mediated signaling. The transcript is spliced from 8 exons.